AUGAGAACAAUAAGAUCAAACAAGUCAUUGAAGGAAGUUCGUUGUAUUAGUGAAAAUUUCUUAUGGCAAGUGCGUGCUACAAAGAUGAAAGAUUCAGAAUUCUUUGUCAUUCGACAAUACCAUGAUAUUCACACUUGCUCAUUGAUGAAUCGAAAUACCAAUCAUAGACAAGCAUCCAGCCGUGUUAUUGGUGCUCGUGUACAGGGACACUUCAAGAACAGUAAGGAUCCACUCAACCCGAGAAGCCUCGCGGGAUUCAUGCGUGAGGAAAUGAAAGUUCAAGUAAAUCUAGGCACAGUUACCCACAUUGAACUUGAUUCAGAAAAUAUGUUCAAGUACUUUUUUAUGGCUUUGGGAGUGGCUAUAAGAGGGUUCACCUACAUGAGGAAAGUAAUUGGUAUAGAUGCAACUUGGAUCAAAACUAAGCAUAAAGAGAAGUUGAAGGAGUUGAUACUUGAUAGCUUAGACUUGUGUUUUAUUUCUGAUAGACAUCAAAGUAUCGAACAUGCAGUGCGUCAUGUUUAUGUUAUGGCUUCUCAUGGGGCAUGUUAUUGGCACGUAAAGCAGAAUAUAAAACGUCGUUUCAAAAGCGCUGCUUCGACUAAAUUGUACAAGAAAGCUGCAAUUGCAUACCGUAUCGAAGAUUUUAAUAAACAUUUUGACCAUAUUCGCAAAAUAUAUCCACGUGUUGCUAAGUAUCUUGAGAAUGGUGUCAAGUUCAAAAAGUGGUCAAGAGCACAUUUUGGUGGUAAUCGGUAUGAAGUUAUGACCACUAACAUAGUUGAGACUGUGAAUAAUUUGAUGCGAAAGGCAAGAGAGUAUCCAAUUAUUGCCAUGAUCGAUUUUAUCAUAAGCACCAUGGGACAGUGGUUCCUUACUCAUCGUCGAGAAGCAUAUGCUGUGACAACUCCAUUGACAUCGAAGAGAGAGGAAACCUUAAGAAAAAGAUGGGAUGAAGUUGGUUCAUUGAUAACACUCCAAUUAAAUGAGAAUGAGUACAAUGUAAUGUGUGGAGAAUUCGAUGCAAUAGUGAAUUUAAGGUCAAAAAGUUGUACGUGGAAAAAUUUUUAUAUUGAGAAGCUUCCAUGUAUUCAUGCCAUAGCAGCAGCAGGAAAGUCCCAACCUCAAAAUACUGGGGAACUUAUAUAUUUGUUGUGUUCAAAAUUCUACACUUCAGAAUAUUGGUUGUUAGCAUAUGCUGAAACUAUAUAUCAUGUUCCUCCAAACUCACAGUGGACCAACAUUCCUAAAGAUGUUACUGCAAUACAAGUGAUAGCACCACCUGAAGACAUCACUAAAGGGUGA
Molecule: messenger RNA, 1305 nt
Organism: Humulus lupulus (European hop)
Lineage: Eukaryota; Viridiplantae; Streptophyta; Magnoliopsida; Rosales; Cannabaceae
Exons: 3
Coding region: 1-1305 (434 amino acids)
Biological process (GO): DNA transposition
Molecular function (GO): DNA binding; transposase activity
Source: RefSeq, a predicted model, not a curated record